Molecule: messenger RNA, 2101 nt
Organism: Spinacia oleracea (spinach)
Lineage: Eukaryota; Viridiplantae; Streptophyta; Magnoliopsida; Caryophyllales; Amaranthaceae
Product: beta-amylase
Exons: 8
Coding region: 213-1691 (492 amino acids)
Biological process (GO): polysaccharide catabolic process
Molecular function (GO): beta-amylase activity
Source: RefSeq, a predicted model, not a curated record
UCUGUUUAUGUAACAGAUUCAGACACAAUUUAGUUUAAAUAGGAUCACUCGAAGUGCAAGAAAGAAACACAGCAAAACACAAGAAAUAAACUGUUUGAGAGAGAUAAACACCCGUGACUCUUCUAGGCAACUCAAGGGGGAACUUGCUUUCAGAAACAAGGGUCAAGCAAUCACUGUGAUUAACGUGCAUUGUCCCAGCUAAGGUCAGCAACAUGGCAAAGAUGAUUCUGAACUAUGUGCCCGUCUAUGCAAUGCUACCAUUGGGAGUUGUUACAGAUGACAAUAACUUUGAGAACCAGGAUGACCUCAAGAGACAACUAUACAAACUCAAGGAAGCAGAAGUUGAUGGAGUGAUGGUGGACGUCUGGUGGGGAAUAAUAGAAUCUAACGGACCUAAGAAGUACAAUUGGAAUGCUUACAGAAGCUUAUUUCAGGUCAUAAAGGAUUGUGGCCUGAAAGUACAAGCCAUAAUGUCAUUCCAUCAAUGUGGAGGGAACGUUGGAGAUGCUGUGAACGUCCCACUUCCACAAUGGGUACUUCAAGUUGGAAAUUCAAACCCUGAUAUCUUCUACACUAAUAGAAGGGGCACCAGAAACAAAGAGUACCUGACUCUUGGUAUUGAUAAUGAAGCCAUCAUUGGAGGGAGAACUCCCAUUCAGAUCUACAGUGAUUACAUGAAGAGCUUCAGAGAGAGUAUGUCAGAUUUCCUAGAUGCUGGCCUGAUAGUUGACAUUGAAGUAGGCCUUGGCCCUGCUGGAGAACUACGUUAUCCUUCUUAUCCACAGAAUCAAGGAUGGAGCUACCCAGGGAUAGGAGAAUUUCAGUGCUAUGACAAAUAUCUAAAAGAAGAAUUCAAAAAAGCUGCAACUGAUGCUGGCCAUCCUGAGUGGGAACUUCCAGAGGAUGCAGGGCAAUAUAAUGACAGACCAGAUGCAACAGCAUUUUUCAGAAACAAUGGGACGUACCUCAAUGACCAUGGAAAAUUCUUCUUGACCUGGUAUUCGAACAAGUUAUUGAUCCAUGGUGACCAGAUCCUGGAAGAAGCAAACAAAGCAUUCUGUGGCUGCAAGGUCAAGAUUGCAGCGAAGGUUUCUGGAAUACAUUGGUGGUAUAAUGAUGACAGUCAUGCUGCUGAGGUUACUGCAGGAUACUACAACUUGAGAGACAGAGAUGGGUAUCGACCAAUAGCAAGGAUGCUUUCUCGGCACUAUGGAGUUUUAGACUUUACAUGUCUUGAAAUGAAGGACUAUGAGCAACCUGGUUAUGCUAAAAGUGCUCCACAAGAGCUUGUGAAACAGGUCUUGAGUGGUAGCUGGAGAGAAGGUAUUGAGGUUGCAGGUGAAAAUGCACUUCCCAGAUAUGAUCCCAACGCUUAUGAUCAGAUGCUGCUGAAUGCUAGGCCAAAUGGGGUGAAUAGAGAUGGUCCACCAAAACUGAAGAUGUACGGCUUGACAUAUCUUCGUUUGGGAAAUCAGCUGCUAGAUGGGGGGAAUUUCCAAGUAUUCAAAACAUUUGUGAGGAAAAUGCAUGCUGAUCAAGAGUACUGCCCGGAUCCUGAAAGUUACGGAAGGCACAUCGUUCCACUGGAGCAGUCAAAGCCACAGAUUCCAAUAGAGGUUCUUCUUGAAGCAACCAAGCCAAUGGAACCAUUUCCCUUUGACAACGAAACGGAUAUGAAAGUAAUAACUUGAGCAGCAUCUUCUAUAAUAAAGUGAAACCCAAGGCAGUUUGCAAACAUGCAACUGUUGAGCAAGCAAAUAACGUUUCCACUUUCCAGAAUGAUAGGCUAGCUAAUAAAGAAACCCCAGAUAGGCUAAUAAGGAAGCCACAUAAUCUACCUGUGGGGAUCCUCACUGGGUGUUCUAGUUGUUUGUUGUAAUUUGUUGUUGUGUUGUUGAUGCUUGCUGUUGUUUUAUCCAAUAAAGGGAACUCCAGCCUUCAUCAUAAGGAUGCUUAUGAGAGUUCAAUAUUAUCUGAGAAAGAUAUGCCUCUGAACAAGUUUUCUGUUUUACUAUAUUUGUGCUGGUAGUAUACAUUGCUCUUCAUAAUUCACAUAGUAACACUUCAUCAAACAAUAAACAGAAGUUUAUGUUCCUUUUUC